This is a messenger RNA of Boeremia exigua, 1739 nucleotides long. Its product is annotated as C4-dicarboxylate transporter/malic acid transport protein-like protein. The transcript is spliced from 2 exons. Lineage: Eukaryota; Fungi; Ascomycota; Dothideomycetes; Pleosporales; Didymellaceae. Gene Ontology annotation, molecular function: malate transmembrane transporter activity. The record is from RefSeq and is a predicted model, not a curated record. Gene Ontology annotation, cellular component: membrane. Gene Ontology annotation, biological process: malate transmembrane transport. Bases 263 to 1441 code for a protein of 392 amino acids.
GGGAACUGGAUCUUCUUCAUCCAACACCAACAAUCUCCGUCCGCUGGGUUUGAUUCGUCAGCGGGACUCAAUCUAUUGUUCCGUGAAGCAGUCCAUAAUAACAUCUCAACCUCAAGAAUACCACUCAUCACCUGUACCUCCUAGUGUGUUGCCCAGCGUAGAUCGGCGACGAUGUCUCGGCGAUAGCUAGGUACCUAGGCAGCAUCAUAAUACUUCAUGUGUAGACAAGUUCACCCUCAAUCUCAAACCAACGCAUUUCGGCAUGCCUCCAGGAGGGAGUUCUGAUGUAAAACCGGCUGCAGAGAAGCAAGAAGAACAUGGCGACAACGCAUUGGCAGUGGGUAUACGGGCGCGAGUCAAGCACGUUACCUGGGCAUGGUUCCUCUCGACAAUGUCCACUGGAGGACUCUCCAUCGCACUCGCAGAAACACCACACAGAUUUCGGGGGCUUCACACUAUUGGUCUCGUCGUCUUCUUCUUUGAAACCUGUCUAUUUGCACUUCUCUGCACCGCCACCCUGGCCCGAGCCACAUUCCACUUCCAGCAUUUCAAAAAGUCAUUCACGCAUCCAUCAGAAUCCUUCUUUCUUGGCUCUUUUUUGCUCAGCAUAAGCGUCAUCAUCGGCUCCAUUCAGCUCUACGGCGUAACAUAUGGCCCCGGCUACCCAUGGCUUAUCUCCACCAUCAACACUCUAUACUGGAUUUACGCAGCCAUAUCGCUUCUCAACUCCAUAUUCCAAUACUAUAUCCUCAUCGCCCACAGCGCAGCCAGACCCGUUCCCAUUCUGCCCAGCACCUUUCUAGCAGGCUACUCGGCAAUGCUCACAGGCACCAUCUCAUCGCUCAUUGCCGCACAUCAGCCCCCAGGCCGUGCGAUGGCUAUCAUAGUAUCGGGCUGCGCAUACCAGGGCUUUGGAUGGCUCAUCUCGCUGAUAUGUACCGCCUUUGUGAUCAAGAGCCUCUUAGACAACGGGCUUCCCCCACCGCAUUUACGCCCAGCUUUGUUCAUCCCGGUGGGCGCAGGCGCGUAUACCAUAGUAGCUCUGAUAGGUCAGGCGAACGCGAUUCCAGAGUCGUACGGGUACUUUGCCAUACACCGGGAAGCGAAGAGCGUACUUCAGGCGGUUGCGCUGUUCGGGGGCAUUUUCCUGUGGCUGUUCUCCUUCUGGAUCUUUGCUAUCGCUGUCGUAGCGAACGUGAGUGUUGUGAGAAAAAUGCCGUUUGCGCUCACGUGGUGGGCUUUCAUUUUUCCAAACGUAGGCUUCACUUUGUCAACAGUCGUGAUUGGGCGAGAGCUGGGGAGCGAGGUGAUUCUCUGGGUGGGCAGUAUCAUGACGGUGCUUCUGGUUGCUGUAUGGUGUGCUACGUUUGUUGGCUGUGUGCGUGCCGUAUGGUUGAGGCGCAUUGUCUGGCCAGGAAAAGACGAGGAUAAGGAUCGGUAGCGUUAUGGAGGGACUCAAUCUUUAUAUACUACUGGGCUUUUAAGAGUGGAUACGCUGUAGAAGGUUCGAGCUAUCUUGAUUGUCUGGCGUUGACAUCGAAGUCUGAGAAGUAAUGGGACAAGACGAGAGGAGCGUACAGCAUUUCAGGGGUUGAUGCUGCACCUCAAGGAAUGUAUCUUACAACUUCGGCUCUUGUAAUCACUUCUCAGCAACUCGAUUAUCUACAACAGUGUUUGAGGUGUAAGUAAAUCACUGCCUUUACCAUCGAAGACUGCUGCAUAGCUGCCUGCACAAUGCC